This is a messenger RNA of Eruca vesicaria subsp. sativa (arugula), 1665 nucleotides long. NCBI's taxonomy places the organism in Eukaryota, Viridiplantae, Streptophyta, Magnoliopsida, Brassicales, Brassicaceae. The record is from the annotation of a GenBank genome assembly.
UCCUCUUUGCAAAAGUUUUCUUAUUUACAGAUGAAGAAGUUCAACAAGAAGUAGUAGUAGAAGGAAACAGAAGAGAGCUUACUAUCAUAUUUUUCUAGGGUUUGUCUUUCCCCUAGAGGGAAUGUCAAAGGCGUACAUGGUAGCAGAAGGGCAGAAUCAUUACCAAGAAAUGCCGACGUUAGGACAAGACCAAACCGGUCUUAUUCGGGCAAGCUCGAGCAGGUCUAGGCCAAGGAAAGUUCGGAUCCGUGAGUACAAGAUUCCGGAUCUAAACGCGGAUCCUUGUUUAGAUACGGAUGAAGAAGAAACAAGAGAGGUGGUGGUAGUAGGAUUCAAACCCCAGGAUGCAGAUUAUUUACAAAAAACUCCUCAGCUUCCUUACGAGCUAGAGGUCGAGAUACUCGCACGCCUCCCGCGUUUCGAGUAUUGGAAACUCAAAUUCCUAAAUAAACGUUUUUCACGUUUAUUAAAGGAAGGUAAGAUUUUCAAGGUGAGGCGUGACCGUGGUGUGGUUGAACCGUUUGUCUUUAUGCGUUCUAACGGCGACAAGAGCUGGACUAUGUUCGAUAAAGACUUUGAGAAUCACCAGAUGGUUCCGGAACUUUGUCCUUCUGAUGUGAGCUUCUUACUUGGAGAUAUAGAAUCGCUUUGCGCGGGAACGCAUUUGAUUGUCACGGGGAAUGAAGGAAAGAGCAUCGCUUUGUGGAGAUACGAGGUUGAGACUAGCAAGUGGUUCAAGGGACCUGCGAUGAUCACGCCGAGGAUCUUGUUCGCUUCGGCCACGUGUGGAAGUGUUGCUUUUGUAGCUGGAGGGUUGAAAGUGUAUGGAGACACGUCUAAUAAGGAAGUUGUGAAUGGAGCUGAGAAGUAUGACUCGGGGACGAAAACGUGGACGCGUCUCCGUGGGAUGCAUAAGAGGAGGCAGUUUUGUUCGGGGUGUUUCUUGCGUGGCAAGUUUUAUGUUCUUGGAGGUAGGGAUGAGAAAGAUAAUAACCUAACUUGCGGAGAACGUUAUGAUGAGGGUACAGACAGUUGGGAGUUGAUACCGGAUAUUCUUAAAGACGUGUCUUUCUCUUCUGUUCAGUCUCCACCGCUCAUCGCGGUGGUGAAUGAAAAACUUUACUCGUUGGAAACGUCUGCGAACGAGCUCCGCGUUUACGAUACAAACGCAAACGUUUGGAAGAAGCUUGGGGAUGUGCCUGUGAGAGCUAAGCCUAAUGGAGGAUGGGGCGUUGCGUUUAAGUCGCUUGGAGACAAGCUUCUUGUGAUUGGAGAAUCGGUGGGACCGUCUAGGACCGAGACAAUGUCGGUUUACACGUGUCGCCCGUCGGGUGACCCUGAGGAGGAGCUGGUUUGGGAGGAGACUAAACGCUGCUGUGAUGUUCAGCUCAGCCAUUUUAUCUUGAAUUGUUCUGUGAUGAUUGCUUAAAGGGUCUUCUCCAAAGCAAAGUGGUAACUUUCUUUUGGUUUUAUGUGUGUUUUGAAUAAUGUAAGUUGUAGCAUCACCAGACGCUGAAACUUAAUCACUGUUGUGUCUUGUGUGGAUUAUGUUUCUUGUUCGGCCUUUUGCGUCUUGUGUGUUUCAGUAAACGCCUGUGUUUCUUUAUUUUGUGUAAUAUAAGCUUUAUGCAUCUGUGUGAAACAAAAUAACAAGCUUGUUUAAAC